This is a messenger RNA of Mauremys reevesii (Reeves's turtle), 4628 nucleotides long. RefSeq names its product oxidation resistance 1 (gene OXR1). Gene Ontology annotation, cellular component: nucleus. The record is from RefSeq and is a predicted model, not a curated record. Gene Ontology annotation, biological process: response to oxidative stress. NCBI's taxonomy places the organism in Eukaryota, Metazoa, Chordata, Testudines, Geoemydidae.
AGCCUGGAGUGGAACCCAAGAUUCCUGAGUCUCACCAUUCCUCUGCUGUCACCAAGUAUCUGUGAAGCCCUUUGGCAAACUGUGUGUGUCAUCCUCUGCUAAUGCUGGUCCAGACAGAACAUGGCAACUUGCUGCUUCUAUCAGGUCAACUAGAACAGUCUCUGUAGUGCAGAACUCUCAUAAAUGUGAAGCAAACCAUCCACCAUUAUGUUUGGCACUAAAAGGUUAAAGAAAAGGUCCCAGUCUGUAGAUGUUACUGCACCAGGCUACAACCUUCUGGCAGCAGAAGCACAAGAGGCCCCACAAGCCAGUAAAUUGAUACCUGUCACUAACACAGCUGCUUCUGAAGAGGAGCAGAACAACACCACAAAUACACAAAGGCGCAAUCCACGAAGGAGUGAGCUGAAGAGAUACUACACCAUUGAUACUGGCCAGAAGAAGAACCCAGACAAGAAAGAUGGGCGACGAAUGUCUUUUCAGAAGCCUAAAGGGACUAUUGAAUAUACAGUUGAAUCAAGAGACACUCUAAACAGUAUUGCCUUGAAAUUUGAUACGACACCGAAUGAACUGGUUCAGUUAAACAAAUUUUUCUCCCGAGCAGUUGUUCCUGGACAGAUUUUAUAUGUUCCUGACCCAGAAUAUGUUUCUAGUGCGGAGAGCUCCCCAUCUCUUAGUCCCAUAAGUCCCUUGUCACCUACAUCUUCAGAAGCUGAAUUUGACAAGGCUACAGAUCCAGAUGGGCUCCAUCGAAAAGAGGCAGCUGCUUCACCAGCUUAUGCAUGUUUUCGUCCUGCAAGAGUGGUAUCAUCCACAUCAGAGGAGGAAGAAGCAUUUACUGAAAAAUUUCUCAAAAUUAAUUGCAAGUACAUGACUUAUGGCAAGGGUGCGGUCAAUGGUGUGCUGCUAGUGACGCCAAAUAAUAUAAUGUUUGAUCCACAUAAAUCUGAUCCUAUGGUCCAAGAGAACGGCUGCGAAGAGUAUGGCAUCAUGUGUCCAAUGGAAGAAGUGAUGUCAGCUGCUCUGUAUAAAGAAAUUGUGGACAGCAAAAUAAAGGAUUCAUUACCCAUAGAUGUAGAACCAUUAUCUGUAAGAGACCUCUGCCAUUUCAAGAAAAUUACAAGAAGCAAUACAGAUGAAAUGGAUUCAAGGGUUCGGGAUACAGGGAAUGACAGUGCCAGCACUGCCCCUCGGAGCACAGAGGAGUCUCUUUCGGAGGAUGUGUUCACAGAAUCGGAACUCUCUCCAAUAUGUGAGGAACUUGUUUCUUCAGAUGAGCUUCAACAAGACAAAUCUUCUGGUGCCUCAUCAGAAUCUGUCCAAACGAUAAAUCAAACUAGCGCAGAAUGUUUAACAAUAAUUUCAGACUCAACUGACGUUCCCAAGGACUUAAAAUCCAGUGUUGACCUGCCUGUAAAUGACAGUGGGUUUGUAACCCAUAUUAUGGGUUCAGAAACUGUUGAAAUGGCAGUACAGGAGGGAGAGGACACUGUGGGGGAAAAAGUUACAGAUGCCCUUCAACAAUCUUUGCAAGAUAUGCAACCCAGUAAAGAAUGUGGCACAAAUGUAGACAUAGUCCCAGAUCAGGAUUCCACACUAGAGAAAACACACAAGAGCGGGUGUGAUAAAGGAGGAAUGUCUCUUUGUGAAGACAUCAAAGACUCUCAAAAAAGAGAGACCGCAACCAAGGGAAAACUAGUGAAAGAAUUAACUCGAGAUUCAGACAUAGACGUUGAAGAGCUUCGUGAACUCUGGAAGAUUCACACUAUGCAACAAACCAAGCAGCAAAGAGAAAACAUGCAGCAAGAUUCACAAAAAGAAAUUAAGCAAAAAAUGGAGAUUGCAGCAGAUGGACAAGUUGAAGUGAUAGGUUCUGCUCCUAUGAAGGAGAAGAGAAGACAUCGAUUUUACAAAUUCUUGUGUCUCAGAGUUGGAAAACCUAUGAGAAAAACAUUUGUGUCUCAAGCAAGUGCAUCAAUGCAGCAGUAUGCACAGAGAGAUAAGAAACACGAGUACUGGUUUGCUGUUCCACAUGAAAGGACAGAACACUUGUAUGCCUUCUUUAUUCAGUGGAGCCCAGAAAUGUAUUCAGAGGAUACUGGGGAGUCUAUUAGAGAGCCUGGGUUUAUAGUGGUAAAGAAGAAUGAAGAACCUGAAACUGGUGAUUGCACUAAUGAAGCUGCUUCUAGAGAGUGGGAGAUAACAAGGGAAGACAUAAAUCCAAAGCAGGCCACAAAUAUCAAAACAGACCUGGAGCCUGAAGCAUUUCGGCCAAAUCUUAGCGAUCCUAGUGAAUUGUUGCAGUCAGACCAAAUUGAAAAGCUCACAAAGCACCUUCCUCCGCGAACUAUUGGGUAUCCAUGGACUCUUGUCUACAGCACUGCAAAGCAUGGCAUGAGCUUGAAGACAUUGUAUCGAACUAUGUUGGGGCUAGACACUCCUGUACUAAUGGUUAUCAAGGAUAGUGAUGGGCAGGUUUUUGGUGCACUAGCUUCUGAACCUUUUAAAGUGAGUGACUGCUUUUAUGGCACUGGAGAGACCUUUCUGUUUACUUUCUCUCCAGAUUUUGAGGUCUUCAAAUGGACAGGAGACAAUAUGUUUUUUAUUAAAGGAGACAUGGACUCUCUAGCUUUUGGUGGGGGAGGGGGUGAAUUUGCUCUUUGGCUUGAUGGGGAUCUCUACCAUGGAAGAAGUCACUCUUGUAAAACAUUUGGGAAUCACACACUUUCUAAGAGAGAAGACUUCAUUAUCCAAGACAUUGAAAUCUGGGCUUUUGAAUAAGUGUAUAUGUGUCUCUACAGGCUAUUGUCCCAAACCUGACAUGAAUCAGUGCAGCUCAAAAAGCCCUAGAAGCAAUAGAAUACAGUAUUUAUAUACUAUAGUUUUAAAGUUAUCUUCAUGAUGAUCCACAUACAAUUUUGAAAUAGUAUAUUUAAAGUUGUCGUACUUCAUUGUAUGCUUAAGAUAUUUCUAUAAGUCUAGGCCACAUGGGCUGAAACUGAAUGUCAGUUGAGUUAAUCUUGCUGUUGUGGAGCCAGCCCCCCAAAUUAUCUGUCCUUUAGUCUACCCCUUUGUCUCUUCAGUUCCCCGAAACAUCGGUCUACGAUCCCUUUAGGACUGCUUUGCUAUAUCUCAAUUAAGAUUAUUUUUCUAUUAAAACUGUAUCUCUGAAUGGAGCUCCCCCUUCAGGGCCUGUGAGGAAAGUUUUGAGUGUGAUGAUUUGGCAGCCACGCUGCAAACACUGGUCCAGACCACUGAUUGAUUAAUUCACAUGAUGCCACUGCUAGACAAGAAGUUUAGCAUUCUGUAUUGGAGCAUACCAUUACCUAAGUCCUGGUUCGAAAAUUCAUCCAAAUUCAGUUGUGCCACUUGUUUUAUUAAUGUCCAAUUUAGAAAACACAUGUCAGUAACAUCCUAGUAAAGUUCUAGUUGUGUGCUGAUUAUAUUAAAGAGUAUUUUGCACAUGCUGUUAAUGAUCUGCAGGUUUGGGACAAAUGAGGACAGCAUUGAGCUAUGUGAUAAAAACAUAAAAUAGCAAGGGAAUGUGAGAAUGUGAUAGUUCCACUGGGUUUAAUGGAUAAAUCAAGUAAAAUGCAGUGAACAGAUUUGUAGCUGUAGUAGGGCAUUAUGCAUACAGACUAUGAAAUUGAUGCAUUUUUCUUCAACAUAAAGUGUCAGAUAUAUACUGUUUUAUAGAUAUACUGUUGUAGCCUUGUAGCACAUCAACUCCAAGAACAUAGCUUAUUCCUGUCCAAAAGAAAAAAAUAGUUGUGAUGUUUUUGAGUGGAUUUAUGUUGUAAACUACAGUUAGCACCAGCUCUGAUAAAAUGGGGUAAUGUACUAUAGGUAGCCAAUAUUGUAACUCAGUAGACUUGUGGAAUAUGCAAAUUUACUGUCAUGUGACCUCAAAAAAAUGACAGGCUAGAAUACAGUACCGGUAGCUCUUGUUCACUUUUGUAGGAAAACUGAUAAGCCAUUGUGGCAAUAACAGCUCAACAAAAGUUAUUUUCAAAGCUUCUAUUCUAUGUUAUGCAAAAAAAUUGCUGUUAAGUGUGACAGUGACUGACUUUGUGCUGAAAUUUCAGCUGUUCCAGAUGAACAUUGUAUAUUAUCUUGUAAAUUAAUGUUUAAAAGUAGUUUUGUUAUUAUAGAAAAGUGUUGAUUAACGGGUUGCUUAUAGCACUUUAAAUUAUUCUAGAAAUGGAAUAAAAGCCAAAUGGGUUGGCUUAAAUAGAUGUAGUUGUAUAGUAUUUCAAUAUAUUUAGUUCUUUGAAAAGUUUUAAAAACUUAUCUGAGGAAAGAUUACUGCUGUGGUAAUGAAAAAGGGCAGAUGCUCUAUGUAUAAUAUGCUAAUGCGCAAUAUGAAUAGAAAUACAGGGCCCCAUUUCCUGUCUCUAUGUAUAGCUCUUUACCCUUGUUAGAGCUUAGUACAGUAUGUAGAUUAAAUGUUUACAAAAAUAAGGAACUGUAAAUAUAUUAAAUUGCUUUUCUCCCCAUUGAUCUUCCACAGCAGUAUUAUUGUCUUUGUGGAGUUAAGACUGACUAUAAACAAUCCUGUAAUGGAUUUCAAGUACUAUAAGGUCAUAGUGAUACAUAUAUAGCAAAUAAAUCUAAAUACAUGUAAAAUUAAA